Molecule: messenger RNA, 4832 nt
Organism: Helicoverpa armigera (cotton bollworm)
Lineage: Eukaryota; Metazoa; Arthropoda; Insecta; Lepidoptera; Noctuidae
Product: RNA-binding protein 5-A
Exons: 2
Coding region: 230-2422 (730 amino acids)
Biological process (GO): mRNA splicing, via spliceosome
Cellular component (GO): nucleus
Molecular function (GO): RNA binding
Source: RefSeq, a predicted model, not a curated record
UCACUAGCGCUUACUUUACUACAGAAAACAUGGCGUCUUCGACGCAUUUUCUUUGAUAAUUCGUGUAAUUUUUGAGUAAUAAAAAUACAAAUUGUAUUAUCAUUUCUAAUUUAAACUAGCUUGUACUGUGAUAAACGUGUUGCGUUAAGGCUUAGGUUAUCAUCCCAGUGACUGCUACGCAGGUAAACAAUAGAACGGCGAGGAGAAAGGUUAUUGAACGGCCAGUGCGAUGUCGUGGCGAGGCCGUGACGAGAGGAACACCAGGUGGGGCGAGGACGACAGGUGGGCGGAGGGCCGGCCGCGCUCGCCCGUGUGGGAGCCGCGGCGCAGCGCCAGCCCCGAGCGCCGCGAGCCGCGCGUCGAGCGCCACCACCACGAUCGGUUCGACCGCGAGCGCGAGCGCUACGACCGCGACCGCGACGACGACCGCGAGCGCCGCGACCGCUACCGCCGCGAGCGAUACGACCGCCCGCGCGACCGCGAGCGCCGCCGCGACGGCAAGCGACACGACGACCGUGACGUGCCGCCGCCGCCCUCGCCGCCCCACAUCAGCGACGUCGAGCGCAGGCCCACUUCCCGCUCGAGCAGCCGCUCGGGCAGUCGCGACCGAAUGGACUUAGAUUACGAGAGCAAGUACGACACUAGAGACAAACACGAUGAUAACCAGACAAUCAACGCCUCCCCGGGGGAUUGGUUCUGCAAGUGUGGACUGUACAACUUCAAGAGGCGACAAGUGUGCUACAGACGAAACUGUCAAGGAAAGAGGUCAGAUGGCAUUGUCUAUGGUGGUGACAGUGAACGGAACAUUCUGUCUGAAAGUGCAGGCAUCACGAAACGGUUGUUGUUCAGAAGACUGGACGCUUUAACUACUGAAGAGAAAAUAUUAGAGGUACUGAAGGAAAGAUGCUCAAAGACUGUUUUAGAUUCCAUUGCUGGUAUCACAAUUGGCAGAGAGACUCUAACUGGGGCCUCCAAGUGUUUAGCUUAUAUUAACUUUAAUUCCAUUGCUGAUUCCACAGCAGCUCAUUCAGAAUUGGCUUCCCUACAACCUCCUUUAGAAAUUGAUGGCCGUGAAGUUCUUGUUAGUUUUUAUAAUGAACCAAAGAAAAUUUCAAAACCCCCUAGUGCUGACUAUUCAUCUUACUAUGCUCAAAUGUCUAACUAUAGUUCAUCAGCACAGGCCAUGUCUGAGGCGGACCGAGUAAACGCGGCCGCUGCCGUUGCUCAAUCAGCUAUUUCAGCUGCUCAGGCCCGCCACAUGGCCUGGACACCCGUCAGUGUGCCAGUUUUUGUGUCUUCCACUACUCAAUCAGCUCCCACAGUUAAAGCCCCCACAGGUGAUGGUAAGACUGUGUAUUCUCCCCCUGAUGUAAGGACUUUUAUGUAUGAUGAGACUUCCGGUUACUACUAUGACCCAGCCACAGGGUUGUACUAUGAUGGUACAAGUCAGUACUUCUACAACAGUCAGACAAGCCAGUACAUGUACUGGGAUGCCACCAGCAGCACAUACAUAGCUGCCACACAGGCUCAGCAGAACACUGAGCAGCCUAAAUUGCCAAACCCACCGACAGCUACCACAGAGAACACAAUAGCUAAAGAGCCAGAGGAAAAGAAGAAGAGGGACAAGGAAGACAAAGUUAAAGUUGCCAAAAAGAUAGCUAAAGACAUGGAGAGGUGGGCGCGGACCUUGAACCAAAAGAAAGAGAAUGCUAGGAGCAAUAUUGUAAUGGAGCAGCCCCUGGACAUGGGUGCCAGUAAGGGCUCUGCAGACAUUGGUUUCUCAGUGUUAGGGUCUGGACCUUCUUUGACUCACGUUAGAGAACUGUCUCCCCCGCCAUCCGGCGACGAGUUCCUGAUGAAGAGGGUGUCGGAUGCCGAGCACGCGUUCGACAGCGAUGAAGGCAUCAUAGACUGGGCCAAACUGACCUGCCUCAUUUGCAAGCGUCGCUUCCCGUCCGCUGAAGUGCUCAACAAACACAAAUCGCUAUCAGACUUGCACAAACAGAACCUGCUGGAGUACCGCAAAAAGAAUGAAUUAAUUCCUCAAAUGAAUGGCUACAGAGACAGGGCGGCUGAGAGGCGAAUGAAGUUCGGUGAAGACGAAACGCCUAUUAUAAGAAAGCGUUACGAGCCGCCAGACUCGAUGCCUCCGCCCAUCGCGCCGCACCCACCGCCCUCCGUCGUCGACACGAUUGGAGGGAAAAUGCUGCAAAAAAUGGGCUGGUCUGAAGGUAGAGGUCUAGGUAAAGAGGAGCAGGGAAGGAUCGCUCCCAUAGAAGCUGAACAGAGGCCAAGCUUGGCAGGCCUCGGCCAGAAGAGAGGCAUUUAUACUCCAACCCCUGGGGAGACAUACAGAGACACAGUCAAAAAACUAAUGAUUGCCAGAUAUAAAGAGGUUGUCGGUCAAGAGGAAGGGAAAUAGGUGGGUCCUUUGACAUAAUUCAUUUCUAUUUCACAAACAUUCAUUUACAGGGUUUGGAUUUCAGGUCAGUCAAUUUCUAGUCAAAAAAUUCUACUCUGACAUAUUAUGUCACCAUUAUCUAGUGUUAUUUCAUGAUCUCUCAAGGUUUUGUAGUACAAUUAUCUUGUAAGAUUCUAGACUGAUAAGAUAAUAAUAUCAAUUCAACAUUCUUAUUUACAUUAAGAAGCACUUACUAAGUAUGCUCUUAUUAAGAAUGCAACAUAGGAGACAUAACAUAAACGUAAAGAUGAAACUGCUUUUACAAAGAAAAUUACUCAAGAUUGCAUAAGAAAGUAUUCGGCUCACACUGAGUUCCAAGGUUGUGGUGCAUUGGCAUACGUAUUACUCUGAUUCUAAUGGAUUGAUUCUGAUUUCACUACACUAGAUGUCGGCGCUCAAUGCUUCUUCUGAGGGUCGACACUCAGAACUCUCGACGUCCUACAUGGUAAGUAUUGAUUCUGGCUGAAUCACGCUACAAUGUACACUAACGCUAAUUUUUCCACAGCUCGCUACAGGUAAAUGUAUUACAUGAUGAAACAGUCUGGUGGUCUUACACUCCAUGUUCCGAGUCUACUUUGACGGCCAGUGGAGGCCCAUUCAAAAUUUUACUCCAAAUGUGUUUGUUUAUGAGUAUCAAGAUUUUUAGCUCUCCAGAAUAAGGUGAAAUUUGUCUGCAUUGAUGUGUUGAUUUAGGAAAAUUUGUUGUGUUUAGAGCAAAGUUGCUAUUUUUCAUUGAUUUAAAUGUGUCUCAAGUCCAAAAGUUUAAAUUAUAGAAUACAAGUAAGUCAGUAUUGAUUUAAGCCGGCAGUUUAGGAAAUGUAUUUAUCGUGCUGUGACCUUUGCAAACUAGGUAGCAUUCAAGGAUUAUUACAAUGAAGACUGCAACCCAUAAAGUUAAUUUAUGACAAGCUCAAUAUUUCCUUUGUCUUUGAAUACCUGCAACGAUAUCGGGUAAUGUUCAGUACUAAGUAGUAAAGUCGUACGAGCCGAAGCAAGGAAGACCCGGACGUAUGGACACGAUGUGAUAGACUGUGACUGUAGUGUUGUGUUUGAAGAAACGGUGUCUAGACCGACCCACGGCUCAUUACUGAUGAAUGUGACCAUUUACCUUACAGAGACUACAUGCCAGACCCCGCUGCGAGUUGCCAAACAUUAUAACAAACCUGUAUACUCAUAGAUAUAUAGAUACUAGAACACACAUUGUGAGAUUACAAAUGAAAAGCAAUUUUUUAAGUAGAGAUGUGCUCUCCUUAGCCCUUAGUAUGUAAAACUUAAUGUCUAUUUUUUUAUUUAUAUUUUUAAAGAAUUAUAUUCAAAAUGUUUAGUUGUUAUGUUCGUGUUCAUAGCUAGUUGAAUUGUUAAAGUAUAUUCAUAUUUGAAGACAAUGAAACAUACAUUGCAUUUAUUUUAGUUUGUUAAUUAUCUUAGAUAAUAAUUGGCAGUCUACAUAUAAGUAAUUGUGGCAGGGUGGUCAAUGACUUAUUCACUAAUUAAGCUCCUAAUUGUUGGAGAUACUUUAAUUUAGGUACAAUUAAUUGUGAGUGACGUGUUUUUGCCAUUUUCCAAAUGAUUGUAGAUUCUAAAUGGUCAUCGAUUUGAAGAACGCAAUAAUAUUAGUAUUAACUAUAACAAGUACCUAAACUAUUUGACAACUAAGUCUGCUCCACCCAGAAAUAAAGUAGGAUUUAUCUAGAAUAUAAACUAAUUUUAGGGAAUUUCCAUAUUUUAAAUAUUAUAGAGACUUAAUUUGUUUUAGCUAAUAGAUGAUAAUCCCUCAACAAACUCCAUUUAUUUACAAUAUUAUAGGAAUGUUAUUAUAUUAUACACUUUGAUAAUUUAUAGGGACCUCUGAUGCGUACAAAACACACUUAUGUUACGUUUCGCCGCAAACCUAAUAUCUAAACCAACAUGAUUAUUACCACAGUUAACAUUAUGCUAUUUUCUUCGCUUUGAUGGCCAUUUCACCGCGUACUGAUUACAUAGUGAUUAUUAAUCAAACCGUUGUACUCAUUUUAUGGCUCGAUGGCUAUGCUCGUGCAUUUGAACAAAAUAUUUAAUGAGCGAAUAAUCAAUUGGAUAGUUUAACUACGCCUUACAAGCGUAAACUAUUCGAGUGGUGAUAGUAAUUACAUGUCUAGUGACCUAAUUACAUUCAAAAAAGUAGAAAAUUGUUAGUUCACACAACUAACAAUUUUCUAACGGCAUAACAUAACGUGAUUAUGUUUUGUUUCGUCCAUAAAUUAGUAUACAAUCAUGUUGUUGAUAAUGAAUGAACAGUAAUUAAUUAAGUAAUUACACACGAUACAAUUUUGCAGGUUUUUUAGAUUGCUUAAGUUUUUAUUGAGCAUCAAUAUAAAAGGUUACAAUGAAA